AAAGCUACACUCUUACAAUUUUAUUUUUAAACAACACCCCUUUUCAUAUUCCACCGGCAUUUUGGGGCAAACUUUUUAAGUGAACAUUGUUGUAAGUUACGCACAUCCAUUGUCAGACGGUCCCUGUACGGCUGUUGGAUCAUGGCCGUCUGUGGACUUGGUAGACCGUAUGGCACUGGUCGGAGAUUCUUUUACCGUCUCUUCUGAGAGAUUCAUACCAUGUAAACACUCGGUGAAGAAGGAUUUUACGAGUACUUUGACGCAGCUUUCUACUGAUAUGAAAAGUAGCUGUUGUGAGUCAAGCAGCCUUUUGAAAUAAGUACUUUAUUCUGUCAAGUCAUCAUUUUUUUAGAUACAAAAAUGUUCAGUUCAACAUCCAACAACGGACUCUUGAGGUCAGAAGAAGGUUCUGGGAGUAGCGGGAACCUUUUGAUCCUCCAAAACCAUAAACCCAUCAUAAAACAUGAGGUGGAGAGUAGCGUUAGCCUGCUAAGUUUGGCAAGCGAAGAGGACGAUGAAGUCUUGUUUGACACAUCCGACACAGAUAAUAACCGUGAGGUGUUGAUGGCUGGUAGACAGUACCCAUCCAUUCAAGAGUUUGCCUCAGCAAUCCCCAACCACCUUCUCCUGGGCUCUCUGCUGGAGCACCUGUGCUUCGUCUACGAGAGCAACCCAGCGCGCUCACGUACGCUGUUUAAAGUCAUUGGCCAGCGUUUAGCUGCUUUGAAUCUCCUCUCACCUUUGGCCAUAAGUGAUGAGUUCAGCACAGUCAGACUGCAGCACAACCGAGCCUUCACUGAGCUGCUUCAUGCCGCCAGCUCCUCGCUCUAUCCACAGGGACAAAGUCUUGGCACAAACACACACAAUCCUGCUGUAAGACCUAAAGAGGGACUGUUUCAAGCACAGACAUCCCGGUAUGUCAGUGAAUUUGAAGAAAUGGUUCGACUCGGAAAAGGAUCAUAUGGAAAUGUCUUUAAGGUUAAAAACAAACUAGAUGGACAAUAUUAUGCUGUGAAGAAAAUUCUCAUCAAACAAGUCUCAAAGGAUGACUGCAUGAAGGUCCUCAGGGAGGUCAAAGUGUUGUCCAGCCUGCUGCAUGUAAAUGUUGUCGGCUACCACACUGCAUGGAUGGAACAUGUUCAGCCUGCAACACAUCCUGAGCCUGUCCUGCCUGCACUGGAGUCACCUGGACAACAAGACACCUCUGAUGAAAGCCCUGACAGCAACAGCGCCAGCUCCUCCAUCGUUUUUCAAAGCCUCAGUCAGGCACCGACAGAUACAAGUGACAAAGAACCACCUGGAGAUGCUGAGUCCGUCAAAGCUUUAGUUCCAACCAAAGAGGCGGGCCAGGUGGUGUGUCCCAAGACCAUGCGGCGGCUUCCCAAGAACUAUGUCCCCUGUGUGUUCCUGGGACAGCGAGGUCCCCCGAAGAGCUCCAAAUGUCCCGCCACGGGGUGGGACAGCUCAGUGCUGUUAGAGGAGGAGUCCAGCAGGAGUAGCAUCGAAUUGAACAACAACUCCUACGUCGACAAGGAGUUUCAACAGUGGGCUGACAAACAAACAACAAAGCCUUCGAAAGAGGUGCAGUUCCACCUGAUGCUCUACAUCCAGAUGCAGCUGUGUGAGCGCUCACUGAAGGACUGGAUCUCUGAGAGAAACAGCAAGCCCAGAGAGGAACAAACAUCAAGAUGUCCUUAUGCAGGUGUUGAUACUGAACACACACUCAGCAUGCUGAGGAAAAUACUUGAAGGGGUGGAGUACAUUCACUCCAGGGGAAUCAUGCACAGAGACCUGAAGCCAAGGAACAUUUUCCUCCAUGGUCAUGACUGCCAUGUUCGGAUUGGAGACUUUGGACUGGCCUGCGGGGACAUCAUAAUGGAAGGCCAUAAAAGCACCAUCUCUCCCAAUUCCUCACACACUACAGGUGUUGGCACAUUUGUAUAUGCUGCACCUGAACAACUGAAGGCCUCCAAAUAUGAUUCAAAGUCAGACAUGUACAGCAUCGGAGUGCUGUCUCUCGAGCUCUUCCAGCCCUUUGGGACAGAGAUGGAGCGGGUCCGGACCCUUGGGGACCUGAGAGAGGGGAAAAUCCCAGAAUCGUUCUGCCAGAGAUGGCCAGUUCUAACUAAAUACAUCACGAAGCUGACGAGUACAGAGCCCGAUGUUCGGCCCACGGCCAGCGAACUUCUACAGAGUGAACUCUUCUGCAGUAAAGACAUAGUAAUCAAUGGUUUGCAGAGAAGGGUUGAAGAGCAGGAGGAAGAGAUCAUGCAGCUGAGAAGACAGAUCAGUCGGCUUCAGAGCGCAGAAGUCACAGUUCAUUUCUCUGAGUCGGACAAGACCUGAGCCUUUAAGAUCUCAGCCCUCUACAGACUGUCAAAACUUGAUUUACUCAACCACUGCUGUACUAUGUUUUGGUGCGGAGUACAAGUGGUAGAAUGUGUGUGUGUGUGUGUGUGUGUGUGUGUGU
Messenger RNA from Centropristis striata (black sea bass), 2470 nucleotides. It is a transcript of the gene eif2ak1, whose product is annotated as eukaryotic translation initiation factor 2-alpha kinase 1. NCBI's taxonomy places the organism in Eukaryota, Metazoa, Chordata, Actinopteri, Perciformes, Serranidae. Gene Ontology annotation, molecular function: ATP binding; protein kinase activity. The record is from RefSeq and is a predicted model, not a curated record. Gene Ontology annotation, biological process: protein phosphorylation. Bases 361 to 2346 code for a protein of 661 amino acids. The transcript has 15 exons.